AUGAAAAUCAAGCCGCAGAAGACUACGGUAGCUGAUGCAACUGUCGUGAUUUUGGGUAAUUUCGGACUUCGAGAAGAUGAUUCCAAGAUUAUUAUGUAUACUUUUGACUCCUAUGACAAUGUGAAGGUCCUUAAAUGCGAAGAUUAUGUUUACCCAGAAAGAAUUUCAACUUUUCCGUCGUUAGCUCCAAUUUAUGCUUCAAUCGUUGAUCCUUCUUGCCAGUCGUUUGUGGUCGUGAAGAAUCAAUCAGCCAAUGGCAAUCGUUCACUUUCAGUACCUCUAGUCCUUGGCCUUUCGGACUCCUAUCAAGUCAAUCAGAAUUGGAUUGAUACGGUUGCUCUACCAUAUGUGAAAAGGCAGUUUUUCAAAGAAACUCUUACCGACGAAGAUAAGGAAGCUCUUCAAUAUGAGGUUUUGCGAGCCAUGAAAAAGCUUGAUCUUUGGAAACUUCCCGAGAUUUUAAUCAUUCAUCUGAAGCGUUUCAUUUACACUUGUUGGAACAGAGAAAAGUUUGAUAUUCAAGUCGAGAUUCCUGUGCGUGGCUUCGAAUUAAACGAUAAGCUGGCCAAUACAUUGCAUGAACAUGUUCAAGAUGACCUUAUUGCAAUGUCGCAUCACAGUGGAGGAUUGGGCGGUGGUCACUAUACAGCAAGUGCGCUCAAUCCAAAUGGCAAAUGGUAUGAAUUCAAUGAUUCGUGCGUUUCGGAGAGAAAUCCUCCAGAUGACCGAUUGAAAGCCUCCUCUCCCUACAUGCUUGUAUAUCGCAGGAGGUCGCCAAAGCAUUUUCAUCUCAAU
Mesorhabditis belari is the source of this 795-nucleotide messenger RNA. Lineage: Eukaryota; Metazoa; Nematoda; Chromadorea; Rhabditida; Rhabditidae. The record is from the annotation of a GenBank genome assembly.